AUGCCCGGCUGCGGCAAGAAGUGUGGCAAGCAAAAGAAACGACAGUCGAAAGUCUCAAGAAAGAGUGAGGACAAAUACGCAGCGACUGAGUACGCCUCUGGGGUCGAAGUGGCAACGGACUUGGAUUCGAUAUUAACCGACGCGACAGAAUACCAGACAAUAUCAGGAAGGAGUACAGGAACUGCCAGAACCAAGGGAAGACGAACUCCGGGAAGGAAGAGGGACCAGAGACCGCAAAGGGAAGCAAGUGCUCGCAAGAAGCCCCAAAAAUCCCCCGAGAGAUUUCCCAAUGACGAUUACUCCUCGGAGAGGAGCUACCCAUCGACCCCGAGUGGAAAAAUCCCCGGGAAAAAACGGAGAACUCGACCGUCCAGCGAAACUGAAGAAGACAUUUCCGAAAUGACGAAGAGUUCCUCAAAAUGCGCCACAGUGAAUCUGUCGAAAUUCCUGGGGGAAGAGUCGACAGAAACUGAAUCCUGCGAGGACGAUGAGGACGGGAUUGGGUGCGAGGAUGAGACGUGCGGAGGGGGGAGAAUUGGAGUGAAAACAAAGCGGAAGAGACCGCCGUCGGAGAGUGAGUCCUCGGACGAGGAGACCGCCAGUAGCUCGGAAAAAUGUCCAGAAUUGUGUGAACACGAUCCCACAAAACUUCCCGAGGAGAAGCCGAAGAAGUGCGACAGCAAUUGCCGGAGGCAGAAGUGGCUGGAGAGACAGAGGGAGAAGAAACAAGCGGAGAUGGAUGAUUACUUGCUGCGCAAGGGCUUCCGGUACUUCGAUGACAUGUGCAAGUGCUCGCUCAAGUGCAUCUUGUCGCAGAUGUACGUGGACCCCUUCAUGAGAAAUGUCGCUUUCUCCACGGUGGGGUUUUUCCUGGGGAUCAAACUGUGUUGGGAGCUCGAUGGGUUCUACAUCAUCUUCUGA
Messenger RNA from Diachasma alloeum, 921 nucleotides. Its product is annotated as muscle M-line assembly protein unc-89-like. The record is from RefSeq and is a predicted model, not a curated record. The transcript has 2 exons. NCBI's taxonomy places the organism in Eukaryota, Metazoa, Arthropoda, Insecta, Hymenoptera, Braconidae. Bases 1 to 921 code for a protein of 306 amino acids.